Phanerochaete carnosa HHB-10118-sp is the source of this 2269-nucleotide messenger RNA. RefSeq lists its product as uncharacterized. The record is from RefSeq and is a predicted model, not a curated record. Gene Ontology annotation, molecular function: oxidoreductase activity, acting on paired donors, with incorporation or reduction of molecular oxygen; monooxygenase activity; heme binding. The coding region runs from base 522 to 2075 and encodes 517 amino acids. The transcript is spliced from 11 exons. Lineage: Eukaryota; Fungi; Basidiomycota; Agaricomycetes; Polyporales; Phanerochaetaceae.
CCCUAUCCUGAAUGACUCACCUCCCAAUCGUUUCAAAGAAUGCGGAUUGCGACUGAUAGAGUCGAUGAAUACAGCGGGGGGACAGAGCGCUUCACCGGCUGCUUCACCGGCUGCGGACACCUUGUAAGCUGUGGUGCUGGUAAGAGCUUUCGAAUCGGAGUGGGAGCCCCCGAUCGGCUUCGUCUGCUUUCUCCCUGCUGCAGCUGGUUGAGAUCUUGGCUUUGCUACUGUAUGUGGAGACUGUUCGACCUACAGAAUUGGCGUGGGAGGACCCCAGCGACGUGUUUCACGCACGAGAUUCACGGUGGCAGGCAUCUGCGCACUUAAACGUGUUCUACAGCCUGCUCAGAGAAAUCCUUCCAGACCAAUAUGAUACCGACAUCACUCGAAAUGGCACGCUCUGAUGCAAUGUCUUUUCGGAGGUUGGAUAUUGGCGAAUACCACGGUAUCAGCUCGACUUGAAGCGCCCCGUGCGCGGGCAACACGCUGGUCAAUUUCCGCUCACUCUCCUCGCACCCACCAUGCUGUCACUUGUGUACAUCGCCACCACUGCCGCGACAGGGAUUAUACUCGCGUUCAUGUUCGAUUCAUGGCGUAGGAAAGCGAACUAUCUCCCUCCCGGGCCACUAGGUCUGCCAUUCUUAGGCAAUCUGCUACAAAUACCCACUAAGAAGCAAUACGUUGCCUUCCGGAACUUCGGUAACAUCUACGGCGACAUCACAACACUUCGCGUGCCAGGACUCACCUUCAUGAUCCUUAAUUCCCGCAAGGCUAUAUUCGACCUCCUUGAUGCCAGAUCGUCUAUCUAUUCUGACCGGCCUCACGCAGUUAUGUGUCCGGAUUUGGUCGGCUGGGAUGGUGCAAUUGUUUUGUCGAACAACACCCCUCGCUUCCGCAACUGCAGGAAGCUCUUGCGCAAAGGUCUCGGCACAAGCGCUGUGCAAAGCUUCGUUCCUUUUAUCAACCGCCAAAGCGCGUUCUACCUGCGAGAUCUGCUCGAAAGACCCGACGCAUUCACUGACAUCUUCAGGCGGAACGUGGCAGCUAUCUCGAUGAAGAUUGCAUACGGCUAUGAUGGCAUUGCGGAGGACGAAGAGAUGCAUGAUCUCGCACACAAGGGCAAUUGUUACUUUGGGGAGACAGCAAUAGUUGGAGUGUGGCUUGUGGAUAUGCUUCCCAUUCUGAGAUAUGUGCCCCAGUGGUUUCCUCUCGCAUACUUCCAGCGAUAUGCAGCACACGCGAAACCUGUCGUUCUUAAGUGCAUCAACAAACCCUUUGAGGAGACUAAACGGCAUAUGAAAGCAGGAACAGCCGGCGCAUCGUUUACUUCGAUGCUACUGCAACACGUACAAGGAGAUCCAGAGGCGGAAGAUUGCAUCAAGUACUCCGGCGCGGGCAUAUCUCUGGGUGCAUUGGAUACGAUAACAGCUAUAAUGUCGUGGUUCUUCAUGGCAAUGGCUCUGCAUCCACAAGUUCAAGCUAAGGCACAAGCUGAGAUCAACAAAGCUGUCGGCAACGAGCGACUCCCGCAGAUCGAGGACAAGGAUUCCCUGCCAUAUGUCUUUGCCGUGAUGAAAGAAGUGUUCAGGUGGCAACCACCUGCUAAAUUAGUGCCACAUGCUGUGAGCAAGGACGACGAGUAUCGAGGCUACUUCAUUCCAGCCAAGACGACGCUCAUCGCCAAUGUUUGGGCUAUCACGCACGAUGAGAACGUCUAUCAUGACGCCGACAAGUUCAUUCCGGAGCGGUUCUCGGAAGAGGGAGCACCCGACUGUAUGAACGACGUCUUUGGCUUUGGUCGACGCGGCUGUCCGGGGAUACUCGUCGCGCAAGCGCAUGUGUUCGUGUCGAUGGCAGCAACCCUGGCAACGUUUAACAUCACGAAAGCGCGCGAUGCAAGGGGAAAAAUCAUAGAGCCCAAGGUGGAAGACACCCCCGGAGCUAUCAGCUCCCCUCUGCCGUUCAAGGUUUCUCUGCAACCUCGUUCCGAAGCGGCUGUAAACUUGAUCGAGCGUUCCGUUGAGCACUCGAAGACACUGUCGGAAAGGCUAGAGGCCUUCAGUCUGGACGCAUAGGCUCACUUGGCUCGCACCGGCUACUCAUGUUUCGCGUCUGCGUCCUGCUUUAACCAUGUUUCUUCGGCUCAACUCGAAGGACGCGCGUUUCACACUGUAAACAAGGAUGAGUUGGGUCUAUGCCGAAUCAGGAUGCGUAGUCGUCACGCUCUUUGAGUGGCUUUCAAACUGGUGUAGACCGGUCCCUGAGCUUA